ACAGUGGAAAUUUAAAGAUGACUCCAUGGAAACUGCGACACGUGUUAUUAAGUUCCCCAUGUAAGAAGAACUAGUGAAAAUGGUGCAAUGCAAGCUUCAAGCGAGCACGUAGCUUAAUUAGUGAUACAGUGCAAAUAUCGUGCCACUUUCAUUUAUACUGCAUGCUUACGAAGUGACGAAUACGUAAUGAACAUAGCCGAUCUCAUUCCGAUCGAUCUCACCAAUGAUCGCGAAUAUCCAGUCGUAUGCAGUACAUCUUUAUCUGCUGGAACCGAUGCAAUCCACCGCUCGUUCGACUCAUCACCCAUUGGUUACGUCCACGUGCCUACACCAACGUACCCGUCGAUUGCUCCCGUAUCCGCUUCGGAUACGAGGAUUUUUCCGUCCACGUCAUUAGAACGCCGGUAUCCCACGAGGCGCACCACUAGUCUGAUCGGCACGAGUUUUCCUGCCUUAGCAGCGGCGGUAACCUCAAGUGAAAUUGAUAAAUGUUCUGAUGUUGCCGGUACCACGAUCCCGGCCAGUGCGCUCAAGUUGACGCCUCCUCGAUCUUCACCACCUGCCACGUUGUUACAGGCGAACGAUGCAGAACGUUCAUCGACGCCAAUAUUUGCGAUGGACUUUACGCGCCUUUGCAGCAGCAAAACCGGAGAGGAAAACGAUCGGUUGGCGAAGAACGUCGAGCUUUCGUUUGUCAACAUCGACACGGCCACGGAGGGAAUACAAUCCACGCCCAGCGGGAGUGGAUGUUCCACCGGUCUACGAUAUCCGACGAACUCGUCCAAUUCGUCUUCUUCGUCGGCAGCCGAUCUGUUGAACCACUGCGAUGUAAGUCUUUGGCGAAAGCGCGCACUUGAGAUAGAAAAAGAUUACAAAAAAUCGGCCUGUGAUCGCGAACGGACGAGAAUGCGGGAUAUGAACCGUGCUUUCGAUAUGCUUCGCUCCAAGCUACCCCACAAGAAGCCGUCGGGUAAAAAGUACUCGAAAAUCGAGUGUUUAAGGGUUGCAAUACAGUACAUACGACAUUUGCAACGUGAGCUCGAAUACCCCACCACACCGUCCCCAGAACCGAUCGAGUACAUGUAUGAAGUCGCUCCUGCCUUCAAUCCCAUCCCUGUGCCAGCGGGCGGCUACAUAAGUUUGGAUUCCAACAACAACAUGCCGAUUGCUGCAGUAGCUCACAACCACCAGUGGUUUAUUGCAAACAGUUCCGACGGGUACAGCUAUUACUAUCUUCCGUAGUCCUUUCGAAUUUUGUGUACAAGCCAAAAACAAUUUCCAUACAAAAGUAAUCGAGCAUAGAAUGUUUUAUAUACCAGUUGUAUAUCCCGUUUUCCAAUGGGCCGUUGAAUAUAAAUAUGAGCCUUACUAUGAAACAGUUGGGUGGAUUACGAUCUGCACCGAACCCGAUCAAGACGUUAGCUCUUCUCAAUUGCUUAAGUUCGAUUUCAUCAAUGCAAUCUGAAUAAAAAUUUUGUUAAAAAAGAGUUGAUACGGCACGUUGUCCAUCCAAAGAGAAUUGAUUUAACGCUGACAUGUAUUUUAACCAAAAUGUUUGGAUAAAAUAAAACCCGCACGUUAAGGUUACCCAACGAAUAGCUAUUGAACUCAAAAUCACAAGAUGGGUACAUUUUAUUGAA
This is a messenger RNA of Anopheles nili, 1640 nucleotides long. RefSeq lists its product as uncharacterized. The record is from RefSeq and is a predicted model, not a curated record. NCBI's taxonomy places the organism in Eukaryota, Metazoa, Arthropoda, Insecta, Diptera, Culicidae. Gene Ontology annotation, molecular function: DNA-binding transcription factor activity, RNA polymerase II-specific; RNA polymerase II cis-regulatory region sequence-specific DNA binding; protein dimerization activity. Bases 187 to 1242 code for a protein of 351 amino acids. The transcript is spliced from 4 exons. Gene Ontology annotation, cellular component: nucleus. Gene Ontology annotation, biological process: regulation of transcription by RNA polymerase II; mesoderm formation.